Molecule: messenger RNA, 546 nt
Organism: Aspergillus uvarum CBS 121591
Lineage: Eukaryota; Fungi; Ascomycota; Eurotiomycetes; Eurotiales; Aspergillaceae
Exons: 1
Source: RefSeq, a predicted model, not a curated record
UCAGGUUAUUGGAACCCUGUAGUGACACUAGCGGCCGCGCCGAAGGCAGAGAAACCUUCGAGUCCUUUUGACGGUUACAUUCUACCGCGCAGAAAAUCGACGACCUUUUGGGGCCAGCGUCGCUGGCAUGAUUUCGAGACGCUCAAGGAACAGCACCGGCACGAUGACGUCCGGCGAGAAGCCAAGUAUGCUCCCAAGGAGAAUUUGCACCCUCGCGAUGACUUUACGGUUGUCUUCCUGGGACACGUGGAGCUCUACAUUCUGGCCGAGAGAUACGGGAUCAUCCCGCUUAAGGAACUGGUCAAGUACAAACUGGCAACCACGUUGGCGGAGUUUACCCUGUAUAAACACAACGUUGUCGAUCUAGUGGAGCCGAUUCAACUUUUGUACCAAAAUACUUUGCCCGGUGAUGACAUGCGAGGUUUGAUGAUUAGCUAUCUUGUCUCGGUGAUUGAUCAGAUCGGGGCAAGCACUGAUUUUCAAAGGUUAUUAGCGGAGGGCGGAGAUGUUGUUCUUGAUUUCUGGCAGGCUUUGUGGGAAGACUAA